AUGGCAACGAUGGAUGUUAAUAUGGAUAUAGUGCCCGACGGCGAAGCAGUCACUCAGCCACAAGUUUCCUCUGUGGUAUCAAAUGCUCCGAAUAAUUCUGGCUUAAUGGUUGCCUUACAUCCGUUAACGUUAUUAAACAUAUCAGAUCAUUUCACACGUAUCAAGAUGCAGCAACAAAUUCAAAAUCCACAAGUUAUUGGUGCUCUUGUUGGCAUUCAAACUGGUCGUGAUGUUGAAAUCUCCAAUUCUUAUGAGUUAGAAUUUGAUACUAUUGAUGGAAAGGUCCAAAUCAAUCAUGAAUACUUUAUAACGAAACAAGAACAAUUUCGUCAAGUUUUCCCACAAUUUGAUUUCUUAGGAUGGUACACUAUGGGACCUUAUCCAACCGAAGCAGACAUCGAAAUUCAUAAGCAGGCAAUUAUAACAUAUUAUGAUAAAUUAUGA
Dentiscutata erythropus is the source of this 444-nucleotide messenger RNA. The record is from the annotation of a GenBank genome assembly. Lineage: Eukaryota; Fungi; Glomeromycota; Glomeromycetes; Diversisporales; Gigasporaceae.